AUGGCAUCGCAAGAUCUGCGCUCCCUCGCAGAUCGUAUCAGCAACCUGGUCGAUGGCGCCAAUACGGUCGACGGUCUUCGUCAGCUUCGAUAUGCAACUCGAGAGCUCGAGCAACAAUGCAUGCCUUCAGCAGAGAUAGAGUACGACUUCCAUUAUCAACCCCACCGAAAUGCAUGCGUCCGCAUCGCGAUUGAGUUGGGAAUCUUUGAUCUUCUGGGCGAGGAGCCCACAAUGCCCGUGGAUCUGGCUUCGAAGGUGGAGCUGGCAAGACCUGAGUUCACUCUACGCAUCAUCCGCGUUCUGUGCGCCUCUGGUGUUCUAGGCGAGCGAGAACUUCCUGUAGGCAAAGUUGUCGUGUAUCACACUGCACYUUCGCGAUUGUGGCGCCUCCAACCCACCAAGCAGGCCUAUGCGAAGCAUCAAUGGGACAACACGGUGCAAACGCUAUCAUGUAUCAUACCAUUCCUACGUGAGCGUGGGUUCUGCAGCCCACAGGAUGCAUUCAAUUCACCUUUCGCUUACUUAUUGGGAGAGAAAGACGCCGACUUCUUUUCAUUGUUGCAACAGCACCCAGAAAGGCUUGCCUCGUUCAAUCAAGGCAUGACUGGAACAGCUACUUCGGUUACCUCCAUAUUCCCCUUUGACAGUCUACUCGAUGUGUCCGACACUCCCGUCAGUCUCGUUGAUGUCGGUGGUGGGAACGGCCACACUACUCAAGAUAUCAUCACCGCCUGUCCGGGAUUGAAGGGCAAAGUCGUUUUGCAAGACUUGUCUGGUAUGCUCGAGCAUACAGACAAGCUUCGAGUGGAGCGAAAAGUUGUCCAGAUUCAGUCAUACAACUUCCUCCGCGAAGUUCAGCCUGUGCGAGGCGCGGCCGCUUACCUCUACAAGUCAAUCUUCCAUGAUUGGCCCGAUGAUAGCUGUCGCCAGAUACUCAGAAAUCUCGCACCUUCAGUACGCGGAAGCGACUCGCGACUCCUAAUUUGCGAUCUUGUCAUUGAUCGUAUGGCCUCAAAGCAUCCUCACAAAGUGAUGCGGGACAUGAAUAUGAUGAUCAUGGCUGGCAGAGAAAGGACCGCUGACGAGUGGGACGUCCUGCUCCGAACUGAGGGCUUCGAGAUUGUGAAGAUUUGGGGUGUAGAGAAUUCUGGGAACAGCAUUGUCGAAGCUAGAUUGGUCUCUUAA
Messenger RNA from Ramularia collo-cygni, 1185 nucleotides. RefSeq lists its product as uncharacterized. The record is from RefSeq and is a predicted model, not a curated record. NCBI's taxonomy places the organism in Eukaryota, Fungi, Ascomycota, Dothideomycetes, Mycosphaerellales, Mycosphaerellaceae. Gene Ontology annotation, molecular function: O-methyltransferase activity. The transcript is spliced from 2 exons. The coding region runs from base 1 to 1185 and encodes 394 amino acids.